This is a messenger RNA of Manis javanica (Malayan pangolin), 3363 nucleotides long. It is a transcript of the gene RASGRP4, whose product is annotated as RAS guanyl releasing protein 4. Gene Ontology annotation, biological process: Ras protein signal transduction. Gene Ontology annotation, molecular function: calcium ion binding; guanyl-nucleotide exchange factor activity. Lineage: Eukaryota; Metazoa; Chordata; Mammalia; Pholidota; Manidae. The record is from RefSeq and is a predicted model, not a curated record. Gene Ontology annotation, cellular component: plasma membrane.
GCAGCACCGGAAACCUCAGCCUGAAGGGAUCCCCAUGUGGGGGGAGGGGGACCUUUGGUCUCUCCCCAGCCUCUUCCUUCCCCCUGGCCUGGGGCUGGGUGGAGGGGCAGUUCCUCUUUCCUUCCCAAGCUCGGAGGAGGCCCCAGCUCCCAAGGGGCUAAGAAGCUGGAACACUGGUAAGGGGGAAGGAGCUGAGCCAGAUCCUUACAAGACCCUGCUCCCCCUCCCAGGAACCAUGAACAGGAAAGACAGCAAGAGGAAGUCCCACCAGGAAUGCCUGGGAAAGACAGGGGGGCGGGGCCGGCCCCGACAGGCCCGCCGCUACAAGACGUGCCCCAGUCCCCGGGAAAUCAGCAAGGUCACGGCUUCCAUGGCUCUGGGCAUGCUGAAUGAGGGUGGCUGCAGUGAAGAUGAGCUGCUGGAGAAAUGUAUUCAGUCCUUCGACUCAGCUGGCAGCCUGCGCCGAGGGGACCACAUUCUCAACAUGGUACUGGCCAUGCACAGCUGGGUGCUGCCUUCGGCCCACCUUGCUGCCCGUCUGCUGACCUUGUACCAGGAGGCCACAGGGAGCACACAGGAGUCGAGGCGGCUGCAGAUCUGUCACCUGGUCAGGUACUGGCUGAACCAACACCCUGAGACGGUGCACCAGGAGCCCCAGUUAGAAGAGGUUAUAGGUCGCUUCUGGGCCACUGUAGAGCAGGAGGGCAACUCCACCCAGAGGAGCCUGGGAGACUCCUCCAAUCUCCUGAGCCCGGGUGGCCCUGGCCCCCCAGCCCCCACGAACAGCCCAGGCCUGGGCAAAAAGCGCAAAGUGUCCUUGCUUUUUGAUCACCUGGAAACUGGGGAACUGGCUCAGCACCUCACUUACCUGGAGUUCCGGUCCUUCCAGGCUGUCACGCCCCAGGACCUGCGGGGCUACGUUUUGCAGGGCUCCGUGCGGGGCUGCCCGGCCCUGGAGGGCUCCGUAGGUCUCAGCAACAGCGUGUCUCGCUGGGUGCAGGUCAUGGUGCUGAGCCGCCCCGGGCCGGCGCAGCGAGCUCAAGUACUGGAGAAGUUCAUCCACGUGGCACAGAUGCUGUACCAGCUGCAGAACUUCAACACACUGAUGGCAGUCACAGGGGGUCUGUGUCAUAGUGCCAUCUCCAGACUCAAGGACUCUCAUGCCCACCUGAGCCCCGAGAGCACCAAGGCCCUGCUGGAGCUGUCUGAGCUCCUGGCCACCCACAACAACUACGCCUGUUAUCGACGCACCUGGGCAGGCUGCACGGGCUUCCGGCUGCCUGUACUGGGUGUGCACCUCAAGGACCUGGUGUCCCUGCACGAGGCACAGCCUGACAGGUUGCCUGAUGGCCGCCUGCACCUGUCCAAGCUCAACAGCCUCUACCUGCGGCUGCAGGAGCUGGCAGCCCUCCAGAGGCAGCACCCGCCCUGCAGUGCCAAUGAGGACCUGCUGCAUCUGCUCACGCUUUCCCUGGAUCUCUUCUACACGGAGGACGAGAUCUAUGAACUCUCUUACGCCCGGGAGCCCCGCUGUCCCAAGAGUCUGCCACCCUCCCCCUUCAAAGCGCCCCUGGUGGUGGAGUGGGCCCCUGGCGUGACACCCAAACCGGACAGGGUCACCCUGGGUCGACAUGUGGAGCAGCUGGUAGAGUCCGUGUUCAAGAACUAUGACCCUGAAGGCCGAGGAACCAUCUCUCAGGAGGACUUUGAGCGACUCUCUGGCAACUUCCCCUUUGCCUGCCAUGGGCUUCACCCACCCCCUCGCCAGGGGAGUGGCUCUUUCAGCCGAGAGGAGCUGACAGCGUACCUGCUCCGGGCCAGCGCCAUCUGUUCCAAGCUGGGCCUGGCCUUCCUGCAUGCCUUCCAUGAGGUCACCUUCCGCAAGCCCACCUUCUGCGACAGCUGCAGCGGCUUCCUCUGGGGUGUCACCAAGCAAGGCUACCGCUGUCGGGACUGUGGGCUGUGUUGCCACAAACACUGCAGAGACCGUGUGAAGGUGGAGUGUAAGAAGCGGCCAGACGUCAAAGGCGAUGUGAGCCUCCCAGAAGCCUCUGUCUCACCCACACAAGUUCCCCAUGCCAGCGGUGGUAAGACCCGAGGCUCUGAGGACAAUCUCUCCUACACACUAUCCCUGGAGCUUGAGAUGGGGUGCCACCUUCGCCAUGCUUGGACCCAGACGGAGCCCCCACACCCUUCCUGGGAACCAGAGAUGGACCCUCUGCCAACGACCGCCUCGCCACCCACCCAGUCCUCUAAGCCCAACUCCUAGACAUCACCUUUAUCUCCUUUCUCUCUCCUCCCCAGAGUCAGUUCCAAGUCCUGUUAUUCCGCCUCGAGCAGAAAACCCCGGAAGGCAUCGCCUCCUUCCCAUGCACACUGCCUUCGUGGACAGUCAGUCCCCUUUUGCAUCAGAGUACCUACUCAUUGUACUGUCCCUCCGUGUACUAGGGCAUGUGUGCAACAUGUCGAAUACAUUUACGUUUAGAUGUAGGCAUCAUCUCACCAACUCCUUCAAUCUCCGUUUUACAGAUGGGGAAACUGAGGCCCAGUGAGGUUAAGCUGCUCUCCCAAGGUGGCAGAGCUCUUAACUGUUAAGGCAGGACUGUAACCCAGGUUUUCUGUCUGCUUGUGAAACAGAAGCCCCUGACCAUUAGGCCACACUGACAGCAUGGGCCAGCAAGGGGAGAGGGGAGACUGGGCAGAGUUCUGGAGAGGGAGGAAGUUAGAGAAGGGCUGGAACAGGGAGCCCGAGUCAGGCCACAUCCCUCCCCUGUGCAGAGCCCCUGUGUGGCUCCUUCUCAGGGGGAAAGCCGGAGGCCUCACUGCAACCCACCUGACGCAAUCCCCACACCCCACCAUCACCUCUCCAACCCCACCUCCCACCACUCACCCCCUGACUCAUCCUGCUUCAGCUACACUGGCCUUGAUGGUCCCUGAACAUGCCAAAGAUACUCCUACCUCAAGGCCUUUGUACUGGCUAGUCCCUCUUCCUGGAACACUCUUCCCCAGAGGCCCAAAUGGCUCCCCCCUCUUUGGGACUUAACUCAAGGGUCACUUUCUCAGUGAGGCCUCCCAUGACCAUAACCAAAGUUGUAAUCCCCACCAAGUGGCAAUCCUGCCUUCCUGCUGGAUUUUUCUCCAAAGUCGUUUUCCCAUCUGAUAGACAAUACUUUCUACCUAUUUAUAUUGUUGAAUGUCUGCCCCUCCUCACCAGAAAUGUCAGCUCCAGGAGACAAGGGGUUUAUAUUAUCUUUAUCUUUCCCUGCUAUACACCCAGUGCUUAGAACAGGGCUGGCACGUGGUGAGUACCUGAGAAAAGUCUCUCGAGUGCCUCAGGCCUCCUUCCCUAUGCCCAUGUGAAGG